AUGGAUUUUGAUUUAAAUAAUAAUGAUCAGUUUAAUACAAAAUCAACUGAUCUUAGUCUAAUGGCACAUGGUAUUCGAAAUAUCGAUGAAAUUCCUUUACAUAAAAAUUUACUUUCAAUUAAUUUACAUUCAAAUGAACUUGAACGAAUAAAUGGUUUAACUGGAUUAAAUUAUUUAACUCAUCUUGAUUUAUCAUCAAAUAAUAUAACACGUAUACAAGGUCUUGAAGGUCUUGUUUCAUUAGAUACAUUAAAUUUAGCAUCGAAUAAAAUUGUUAUUGUUGAAGGUUUAUUCGCAUUAAAAAAAUUAUCAUGGCUUAAUUUAUCAUAUAAUAAAAUUGAAUAUUUACAAGGUUUUCAAGAUCUUUGGGGACCUGAAUAUAAUUUAUCUAUUAUACAAAUGCAUGGAAAUAACAUUGAUUCAUUGGAUGAUAUUAUUAAAAAUAUGAACGGUCUUUCUCAUUUACAACAUCUUACUUUUAGAGAAAAUCCAAUAGCAAAAAAAGAUGCUUAUCGAGUUACAUUAUUUAACCGUCUUCGAACAUUAAUUAGUCUUGAUGGAAUGGAUAAACAUGGAAAAAAAGAUAUGAAUAGUCAAGGUCUUACAGGAAUUGAACAGUAUGUUGGUUUAACAAAUGAAACAAGAGAACAAUUACAUGAUGUAACAAAUUCAAUAUCACAACAAUAUCCAAAAAUAGCAGCAGCACUUAAUGCUCUUCGACAUAAUCCAAAACCUAUGGAAUCAAGUACAACAACAAGUGCUGAUAUUCAUAAUGGAUCUCUUUCGGCAGUGGAAAGUGAUUGUAUUUCUCGUAGUAGAAAAACUGAUUUUAAGCAUACAACUCGUCGUCCUCUAACUCGUGAUAAACGUUCAGCUCGAUCCCCAUCCACUGAUAAUGAAUCGGAUUCAAUGCCAACAAAAACUUCUCGAUUAAAACCACGAUCAACAAUCACCAAUACUGUUAUACAAUCUACACCUCGACAACAACCAACAACAAUUAAAAAAACUUGUACUAAAAAUCCCAUAUCAUUAAAUAAUUCUUCUCCACCAGCAAUAAUUGAAACAAAAUCUCAUAGUAUGAUUGAUGAAAAUACUCGUCCAUUUACAAUAAAUCAUCAUAAACAUUUAUAUAAUACAACACGUGAACGUGAUUGUGAUGAAUAUAAUUAUCGAUCAAGUCGAGAUAAUGAUAAUGAUGAUAUUAAUGAAAUUUAUUCAUCAACAUUACGUGAAUUAGAUAAUGAACGUGAUAAACGUUGGCGUGCUGAACAAGAAAUAAAACAUUUAAAUGAUAUUAUUAAUGAAUUUAAAAACCGAGCAAAUGAUGGUCGAACAAAUGAAACUAUUUUACAAGAAUUAUCAGAAAAACAUAAACAAAGAUUAGCGGAUGAAAAAUCGAAAUUUCAAGAUUUAACUGCAAUUCUCGAUGAUUAUAAAGCACGUCUUCGAAGCACAGAAGAUCAAUUAUCUUCAUAUAAAAAAGCUCAUGAAACAAAUUUACAAUUAAUUAAAACUCUUGAAAGUAGUUUAAGUAAAUUAGAAAGUGAAAAAAAUGAACUUCGUAUAACUGAAAAUGAAAAAAUUCGAAAUUGGGAACGUCGUAGCAAUACAUUACAAAAUGAAAAUGAAACAUUACAACAAGAAUUAAAAACAGUUAAGCAACAAUUACGUGAAUGUCAAGAACUUUAUACAACAAGAGAAAUUCAACAUAAACAAGAACUUGAAAAAUGUCGAAUUGAUGUACAAGCAACUGAAGUACAACAAUAUCUUAAACAAGAAAUUCAACGAAAAGAAGAUAUUCAUCGAACGGAAUUAACACAUCAACAAGAAAAAUUACAAUCAUUAGCAAUUGAAUACAAAAAACUUGAAGAUGAAUUUCGUGAUGCAUUAAAAAUCGAAGAACGUCGAUAUCAAGAAUUAUUAAAAACUAAUGAAAUACUUCAAAAAGAAAAUGAACUUCUUCAAUCAUCUUCAACAAAUAUUAAACAACGUGAAGAAUCUGAUCGAAAAAUGGUUAAUGAUUUAAUGGUGGUAAGUUAUUAUUAA
This is a messenger RNA of Rotaria sp. Silwood2, 2046 nucleotides long. The record is from the annotation of a GenBank genome assembly. NCBI's taxonomy places the organism in Eukaryota, Metazoa, Rotifera, Eurotatoria, Philodinida, Philodinidae.